CGCCAUUUAAAUUCUCAUAAGUCGUUGUAAUUAAUUGGAAUUAUAAUCCAUUUGUUUCUGUAUAAUUAAUCAUAUCCAUUACUACUUCUCGUAAAUAAUUGUACAUAUUGUACAUACGAUAUAUACAAGUAUAUAUACGAUGGCGAACGGCGGCAAUGGCGAACGCCGUUGAUGAAUUUAUAUAUGUUGAUCAAGCGUCAAUUUGACAGGAGCGAUUGUCUAGUCGCAACAGAGAAACGAUUAAAAAGGAGAAAUAUGCGUUACAUCCGUGACGAGCGUAAACGAACGACGAUUCACACGACUUUGAAAAAACGAGAAAGAACGAACAGGAAGAACGGUGGCAGAAGAACAACAUAUGGCGACAUUUACAUGUGGUAGAUGAAGAAAACAUCUGCGAGGCGAAUGUAUCGUGAAUGAAAGAGUCUCAUCGACAGCGUUUUUUAUACGCAACUGAAAGUAUAAGGCAGAUUAUGUAUGGGCAAGUGCAAGCUUGCAGGAUCAAUUUUGUUUUAUAUCUGAAUAUUGCUAUUGUCAUCAUCGUGUUAAGAAUAUGUCUGCCAACAUGUUGACAGAGCAGAACGUAAUAAUGGAAUUUACUGAUUCCAAUGAUACAGCGCCGAUUGGUUUUAUCACUACGGAUGAUGGUCAUACGCUUUUCGCAGUGGGUGAACAUGAGGAUGGCACAUUGGAAAUUAUGGCAUCCCCUAUUACAUUGAUGCCACAAAAUAACAUAGUGUCUUCAGCACUGAUAAAGACUGUGGAUGGAAACUUUGUUUUGCAUCCUUCUAUUUUUCAAUUAAAUGUAGAAGAUCCACCAGGAACUGUGAUGCAACAAGUAAACUUACUUCCAAUACAACAGAAUGUAUCUGCGAUUACAGAACAACUGAAAGUAGUACAGAAUAUAAAUGAAUGUGCAACUACAGAACCCUUGUUAUCUAUCGGAGAAGAUAAUGCAUUAUUAAAUAAAGAAGAAAAUUGUAAGAAGAAGACAGAAGAACAGGCAACAAUUGACAAUCAUGUUAAAAAUAAAUCUACAUCUGUAUCUACAUCUGUACAUAAAAAGUCUCCAGGAAGACCGAAAAAGACUGAGAAUACACAAUCUUUGAAGUGUGACAUAUGUGGACAAGAAUUUACAAAACAGAUGUUAUACCGCAGACAUAUGGAAAACCAUGCUGAAGAAAAACCACACAGAUGUCCAAAAUGUCCAGCAUCUUUUAAUAUUCCAACAAAUUUCACGCUUCAUAUGGCAACGCAUAAUAUCGGCGAUCCGAAAUGCCCCGAAUGUGGUAGGAAAUACGCCAGAAUGGCGAGUCUCAAAUCUCAUAUGCUGCUGCACGAAAAGGAGGAGAAUCUCUUCUGCACGGAGUGCGAGGAUGCCUUUUCAACAAAAGCUCAAUUAGACGCGCAUUUGAAGCUUCACGGAGAAAAGUGGGCGAAUGAGGAUGUUGGUGUACGAAAGUGUAAAUUAUGCAACAAGCAAUUCACGCAACCUGCGCUCUACCGAAUGCACAUUCGCGAACAUUAUAGGCUACAGACGAAGAUAGUAAAGCAAACUAAGAGGGGAACGAAACAUAAAACAAUGUACAAAUGUACCAUAUGUUUGAAGAAUUUCCAAAAGCCGAGUCAGUUGAUGCGGCAUAUCAGAGUGCACACCGGAGAGAAACCGUUUAAGUGUACCGUUUGCAACAGGGCAUUUACACAAAAAAGUUCACUACAAAUUCAUGCAUGGCAACACAACGGUAUUCGGCCACACAGCUGCAAUCUCUGCAGCGCCAAGUUUAGUCAAAAAGGAAAUCUAAAAGCGCAUAUACUCAGAGUACAUAAUGCACCGGAAGGCGAGCCGACGUACGCCUGUUCUUAUUGCUCUUGUAUCUUCAAGAAGCUGGGCAGCUUAAAUGGCCACAUAAAGCGAGUGCAUUCUAAUCCGGAGGAGGAAUCCGCCGAUAAAUCCUCGGCAGCUAAUUCUAGUAUCUCUUCGGAAGCUGACAUGCGCGCGACGGUUGAUAGCGUUAUAUCGCAGUUGGCGUCUUUGGAAGCCGUCGUAAAUAAUACCGCAGGUUCCACGGGGUCCGCGACGUUGAAUGCAGAGCAGAACGAUAUCCUGCAACAGGCGUUGAAAAAUAGUGGUUUGCCGAACAAAAACGAAGUCCCUUUGAAAGAGAUCGCAGAACCGAAAAAGACGGAUUUGCCAACAACAUAUGUCACAUUGUUGGACAAGACUGCUGGCAGUUCUUCGAAGAAGUAUCAUGCUAUAAAGCAACGUUGCAUAGGAAAUGUACGGUGGUACGUAUGUUCGUUCUGCCCGAAAGAAUUCAAAAAGCCGUCGGACUUGAUACGUCACUUACGGGUGCAUACGCAAGAAAAGCCCUUUAAGUGUAUGUAUUGUGUGCGUUCUUUCGCGCUAAAAUCGACAAUGAUAGCGCACGAGCGAACUCACACCGGAAUAAAGAAAUAUGCUUGCGCUUCCUGCAAUAAAACUUUUGCGUGCCAUAGUAGUCUUACCUCUCAUACAAGAUUACAUAUGAAACCGCACAAAUGCAAUAUAUGCGGCAAGUUAUUCAACUCGAGCAUCAUCCUGAAAAAUCAUAUGAAGUGUCACAUGCGGGAAAAGCCCAAAAUAUCGCCGGAGGCGGAGAGCCUGGUGCCGCAAGUAGUACUGCAGGAGCCACUUGUCAUCAGCGACGCCGGUAACAAGAUCAGUGUUGCCCAAGUGCAAUCGAAACAAAAGCAAUUGUACGAGAACGCUGGCGUGACCAGGCCGCAUGAAUGUUUGGUCUGUCAUGCGGCAUUCAGGAAAGUCAGCCAUUUGAAACAACAUUAUCGCAGACAUACCGGCGAACGUCCUUACAAGUGCUCCAAAUGCGACAGGAGGUUUACAUCAAAUAGUGUCCUGAAAUCUCACUUGCACACGCAUGACGACGCAAGGCCGUACAGUUGUUCGGUAUGCAACACAAAAUUCUCCACGCAAAGUAGCAUGAAGAGGCAUUUAGUCACGCAUAGCAAUAAAAGGCCAUUUAUGUGUCCAUAUUGUCAUAAGACGUUUAAGACGUAUGUCAAUUGUCGAAAACACAUAAAAAGACACAAGCACGAACUGGUGCAACGGCAAUUAGAGGAACAAAAGACGCAAGAGCAGAAGGAACAACAGCCUUUGAGAGAAAACAAAGAAGCUGGCUCAGCUCAAGCCUUAUCGGCAAGCAUCACUCUCACCGAAGAUAUGGAAGUGUCGUUCCAACCGCAAAUGGCGCCAGAUUUCACGCAAGCUUUUUCUGAUCACUUUCAAAAUAUCAACGCAGGGAAAGAUAAGUCUUUCUUAUUGACAAACAGCGCGACAACGUCAGCAGCAAACCAAAAUUUAUCUGUCGACACAACUAAUUUAGAAACUUCACAAACUUUACAUGCCGAUGAAACUGGCACCAUCACGUUGUCUCAUUACUCAGGGGAUCAAACCUUCACAGCGGAAAGCAUACAAGAAAUCGAAGAGACAUUGAAUCAACAACUGUUUAAUAUUGGCAUGAAUCUCGGACUGGCAAACAAUCUACCGAAGCAAAUGGAGACGAAUACGAAUUCUCUUGACAAUUCCAGGGAACAGCCGGUGCUCAAUAUAAUUUAUGAGCAUAACAAAAAUCUGGAUUCGUCUGGCAAUACUAUAUUCACGUCGCAAUUCGAUUCAUUUGAUAUGAGCCAGAUUACGUUACAGACGGACAGUGAGAUGGACAUCAAUUUGAAUCCGACCAACACAACGAGCAUAUCUGGUAUUUUGCCCAGAUCCGUGGAAGGAGAUGACAGACAAGAAGAACAACGUGCUAUUCCGGUUACUACAGUCGAUAGUAUAGACGCUUCUGCAAUUACGAAGAAUGCUCAUCUAAUGGUAAUAAAUUCUAAGGAUAAUUGUUCGGAAUUGGUGAGCCUUUCGCAAGUAUGUCCAUCGAAGUACUCGAAGAUCAUCGCGAAAGCGGACACUACAAACGGAUUAAUCGAGAUGCAAGACGCGACUGAACAUGAAAAAGCGCCACAGAAAAGUAAUGUUAUAUCAUGCGAGAGCGAGAGAAAUUCUUUAUUCAUGAACAACUUUCAAAGUACGAUACAGCCGGAUACGCUCGUUUCUUCAGGAACAAAUAAUUCUGCCAAAAUAUCGGAGUACAAUAAUUUAUUAGAGUGUCAUAUAUGCCAUCGUAAUGGUUUCACGGCAGAGGGAUUGAAGGAACAUUUGGAAUCUCAUUGCGGUGCCAAAAUGUAUGAAUGUCCGACGUGUUCCCAGCGAUUCCAUACGAAUGGUGGUCUCAACAGGCACACGAAGAGGCUGCACACAGAGCUAUUGAAAUGUACGACAUGUAAGAAGGUGCUGGACAGUAAAUCACAAUUGAAACAUCACAGCAAAAUGCAUAGCGGGAUUUUAAAAGUUGUGCGCCUGGGACCGAACGAAAAGGAUGCGAUCUCCUCUAGUUCUUGUCUUCCGUCUAUAACGAUGCUAGACGUCCGAAUGAACACGGACUCGUCGGUAUCUGAGAAAGUAUUAAUGGACGCAGUUGCCGAGAGGAAAAGCAUGGACCGCGUAGACGAAAACGCGGAGAGAAAAGAGACGAAAGAAUAUACGAACAAAUGCAAGUACUGUCCAAAAACCUUCCGGAAACCGAGCGAUCUCAUUAGGCACAUUCGCACGCAUACGGGCGAGCGGCCAUACAAGUGCGAUCACUGCAACAAGAGCUUCGCGGUUAAGUGCACUCUAGACUCACAUAUGAAGGUUCACACGGGCAAGAAAACGUUUUGCUGCCACGUCUGCAACAGCAUGUUCGCUACGAAAGGCAGUUUGAAGGUCCACAUGCGACUGCACACGGGUUCUAAGCCGUUCAAGUGUCCUAUGUGCGACCUGCGAUUUCGCACUUCGGGUCAUAAGAAGGUGCACAUGCAGAAACAUGCGAGAGAACAUAAGGGCGGCGCGAAGCGCAAACCUAAACACCAAAAGAUCGCGGCAGUAGCGGAAGUGGCGGCUAGCCUCGAAAAGAUUGGUAACAGGUCUUUGGACCACACAUCGAGGACGACGACGACGGCGGCCGUGAUCAAUGGCGGCGAAGUUGCGCCAUCGCAGAAUCUUGAUUAUUCCCCGUUGGAACACAAUGAAAUGAAUCUUAGUGGCGCGGUUCACUUGCCGAAUCAAAUCGCGUUUAAUCAUACCGAUGCGACAACAACGACGAUUCUCAACAACAAUUCCAUGCUGUCUUUAAACGACAGUAACGAGUUGGUGGCGAAUCUGCAAUUUCUGCUGGCGAACGGUCUCGUCACUAUCCAAACAGACGAUACGAUGCUGACGACGCAGCCAGCAUUAAACAGCGCCGCUGAAAUGCCGACCAACGUGAUCGAAUUAGUUGGUACGAAUCCUUUCCAGGAAGCUUGCAAUCUGGGUAACGCCAAUCAUCAGAUAGUGAUAACCAGCCAAGUAUCAAGUGAGACGACGACCACGAAUGCGACCGACGCGGCGAUUAUUCAAAUGAACGAUUGCUUGCCACCCGUUUCCAUAGUACAGAUGCAGAAUCAAGAUACGAACGUUGGUGGUGACGAAUCCAAAGUAAAGACAAGCAUUCAGUCAACAACGACAAUAUGUGACAGUCAAGCCGUGGCGACGGAGACAGCUAAAACCUCGACGCAGUCAUCGCGGAAGGAGUGCGACAUAUGUGGCAAGACCUUUACAAAGCCAUACCAGAUGGAGCGGCACAAGCGCAUUCAUACAGGCGAACGGCCAUACAAGUGCGAGCAAUGCGACAAGUCAUUCGCGCAAAAGUUUACACUGCAACUGCACCAGAAGCAUCAUACCGGCGAUCGGCCGUAUCCCUGUCCGCACUGCAAGCACUCGUUCACACAGAAAUGCAAUUUGCAAACUCAUCUGAAGCGCGUCCAUCAGCUGGUCAUGCUUGACGUCAAAAAACUAAAAAGCGGUCAACAGAUGCUGGGCGCGCUUCUGCAGGAAAAUCAAGGAGCGGACACCAAAUUGAUGAAUCUGGAUGACAUACUGGUGGUAGAUUUUCUCAAGUGAAUAUUUAAGGGAGCUCUUUUCAAAAGAUGCUCUUUUCCAGAAGAUUCAAUCCUGUGAUUCAGAGAUUUUCGAACAGAGGACACAGAUAGAUAUAUAAUAUAACGUACUGAAAAAAUGUGCCGUAAAUGUGUUAUCGAUGAUUAAAUAUUACGCUUCAAAAUAUCAAACAAACAUGAAGAAAAGUUUCGAAUUUUAGACAAAUAGUUAAAGCUGUGAUGAAUGAGAGAUAUAUUAUAUAUCGCUUAUGCUAUAACAAAAUAUCUAUAUACUCGAGAUGUAAUUUAAUAUCCCGUUUAACUAGUUUACACUAUAUUGUUAAGUUUUAUAAUAUUAAUCCACACUGGUGAGACCAUCGCAUAUGUGUUUUUUUCAUUUUAGCUUUGACGUGCACAAUCGACAUUUAUUUUCUUUUUUUAUUUAAAAUAAAAUAUAUUGUUAAAU
Messenger RNA from Formica exsecta, 6469 nucleotides. RefSeq names its product zinc finger protein 236-like. The record is from RefSeq and is a predicted model, not a curated record. The coding region runs from base 551 to 6028 and encodes 1825 amino acids. The transcript is spliced from 25 exons. NCBI's taxonomy places the organism in Eukaryota, Metazoa, Arthropoda, Insecta, Hymenoptera, Formicidae.